Molecule: messenger RNA, 1539 nt
Organism: Boeremia exigua
Lineage: Eukaryota; Fungi; Ascomycota; Dothideomycetes; Pleosporales; Didymellaceae
Product: amino acid permease
Exons: 4
Coding region: 1-1539 (512 amino acids)
Biological process (GO): transmembrane transport
Cellular component (GO): membrane
Molecular function (GO): transmembrane transporter activity
Source: RefSeq, a predicted model, not a curated record
AUGGGAGAGUCGAUCAAAGAACGCGAUGUCAAGUACAUUGCUCCAACCGCAGACGAUGAUGACCGCCUGGCCCAACUUGGACACGUCCAGGAGCUCGAGCGAAACUACUCGAUAUGGUCGCUGGGCAGUCUGUGUCUCUGUUUGAUGGCAACUUGGGAGGCGCUGUCAACAGUUAUUGCAACUGCGUUGACGACGGGCGGUGCCCCUUGUUUGUUCUUCAAUCUUCUCAUCUCGGUCAUCUGCACAAUUGCUAUUGCGUGCUCUUUGGGCGAAAUCGCGUCCAUAUACCCGACCGCGGGAGGACAAUACCACUGGGUCGCUGCGCUCUCCCCACCUUCGUCUCGAGCAGCAGCGUCAUGGUUGACGGGAUGGAUCAACGUUGGAGGACAGAUCGUGCUGACUGCCUCUGCUGCAUUCGCGGCAGGCCUCCAGCUCCAGGCUUUGAUCAUCUUGAACAACGAGACCUACAUCCCCGCAAGAUGGCAGGGACUGUUGUUCUACUGGGCCAUCUUGAUCUACGCCGCUGCCAUCAAUAUUUGGGGCUCGAAGAUGCUCCCCACUGCCAACUUGAUCUCUGGCGUACUGCACAUUGCAGGCUUCCUUGCCAUCCUUGUCACACUCGGUGUCAUGGCACCCAAGAACUCCGCCUCCUUCGUCUUCACAGAGGUCACCAACUCAAGCGGCUGGUCCAAUGACGGCGUCUCCUGGCUCGUCGGCCUCCUCUCCUCCGUCUACCCCCUCCUGGGCUACGACGCCGCCUGCCAUCUCGCCGAAGAAAUGCCACAUGCCUCGCGCAACGUCCCCAUCGCCAUGAUCGGCUCCGUGACCGUCAAUGGCCUCCUCGGCCUCGGCUACUGCACCAUGCUGCUCUUCUCCACCGGCCCCCUCGAUACCCUCCUCGCCACCCCCACAGGCUUCCCCUUCAUCCAGAUCUUCCUGGAUGCAACCCGCUCCGCUGCUGGCGCCACCAUCAUGAGCCUCGUCAUCACCCUCAUCGCCGUCGCGGCCACUGUCGGCGGCAUCACAUCCACCUCUCGCACCCUGUGGGCGUUCGCUCGCGACAAAGCCACCCCGUACGACCGCUACCUCGCCCACGUGAACCCCACGUCGCACAUUCCCGUCCGCGCCGUCGCCCUCGUCACGAUCCUGCAGAUGCUGCUCGGCUUCAUCUACUUGGGCAACUCGACCGCCUUCAACGCGAUCCUGAGCAUGGCCGUGCUGGGCAUGUACACCUCGUACCUGAUCCCCAUUGUGUACUUCAUGGUGUACGGACGUCCGCGACUCGCGGCUGCGGAAUUCGGGUUCUUCAAGAUGCCCAAGGGGCUGGGACUCGCGCUGAACUGUGUUGCGUGCGCGUGGCUGGUGCUGGCGAUUGUGUUCUCGACGUUCCCUUCGUUUAUGCCGGUUGAGGCGCAGACGAUGAAUUACUCGACGGUGGUGAUGGGUGGCUGGAUGGUGUUGGGCGCGGGAUAUUACGCUGUGCGGGGAAGGAGGAAGUUUGAGGUGCCUGUUGUAGAGCGGGAGGCGCGUGGGUUUUGA